Messenger RNA from Brassica napus (rape), 10550 nucleotides. RefSeq lists its product as uncharacterized. The record is from RefSeq and is a predicted model, not a curated record. Gene Ontology annotation, molecular function: zinc ion binding. The coding region runs from base 7730 to 10486 and encodes 918 amino acids. NCBI's taxonomy places the organism in Eukaryota, Viridiplantae, Streptophyta, Magnoliopsida, Brassicales, Brassicaceae. The transcript has 5 exons.
UGAAGGCGUUCAUUGGGAUGUUCAGUUAUGGUUGUUUCCUUCGGUUCGAUGAGUUUGCUUGUGGUGCAAAAGUCCUUAUAGGGAAGGGUUUAUUCUGGAGCUUCCUUCUUUCAGGUGCUAUGGUCCUGUUCCGGCUCUCUUAUGAUGUUUAAAACUCUUUCAAAUCUAUCGAGAUUACUCUUGGUCAUUUAAGUUUCGUUGCUAGUUUAGAUUAGUAAAGUUGUCUUGUUUGGACUUUAGCUUCUGAGGAUAUUUUCAUGUUCCGCCGGCUUUGUUUUCCGGGGAUAUAUCGUUGUUCCUCAGGUUCUGUUUUCCUGUUUGGGCUCUUGUAAAACUUUAAAUGCAUUAAUAAUAUACCUUCGGAUGAAAAAUGAAAUAUUGUCAUACUUGGAGUUUCUACAUGAGUUCUCUGAAUUUCUUCGGCAAAAAACUAUUCUGAAACUUUUUCCCAGUGUUUUGAAACCCUGACACCGGCCGCUUGGACCGGUUCAAUUGUUACUCACUCAUCUAGCCGAGUCUGGGUCAGUUCUAAAACUGGAUGUGAGUUGAGCCGGUAAAAUCGGCCAGAAACCGUAAGAAGUGUUGACCAGGUUUUAUUCGGUUUAUAAAUUCAAAUCUAAUUAAACAUUUGUUUUUAUUGAUCUAUAAAUUAAAGAUAGUUUUUUCUUUCAGUUUGCUUUGAAUUAGCGAAAUCUGAUAUAGCAAACGAAAAUACCUUUUUUGGGCAAGAAAUAUAGUUUUUUCUUUCAGUUUGCUUUGAUUUAGCGAGAUCUGAUAUAGCAAACGAAAAAACCUUUUUUGGGCAAGAAAAAAAAAAUGAAAAAAUUGCAGGAACUUGACUUGAACUCACGUAACAAUGAAGAAGAAAGAAGAAGAAACGUGGUAUGCUGAAAUGGAAAAUAGAAUAGUGAAAUUGCACUGUCUACCCAUAGCUUUUACGCGUAAUUAGGUGACUGCCACCAUGUACCAUUAACAACUGUUCCUCGAAAUAGAAAUACAAUUAUGCCCCUAUUAUGCCCCUAUGAGAUGAAUAUGUGCUGUGAGAUCUAAAAGAUUAUGCCUCAGGCGGUGAAGAUAUUAUAAGAUUUGCGUAUCGUAAUCCAUAUCCUCUUGUCAGAAGAUCUGAAUCUUCGAAAAUAUUUUCUGCAGAUCUUCAUUUCAAAUUCGAAAUAUCUAUGGAGGGUGUUUAUCGAUAUCCAUUUAUUUUUAAAAUCCGUUCUGAAAAUAUCUUAUUUCCAGUGCAUGUGUAGAGAGCCUUCAGAUCCAAAUGGAAAAUCAAACAGAGGUGGAACCUUCGCUUCCAAUACCGGAAAGGGUUUUUGCAUUUGGUGAGGAACCCGUUGGUGUGAGUGUCACCCCUUACCAUAAACCGUUUGCAAUCAGUAAGAUUCUCCGUGCUCUGGAAGAUGAUGAGGUCGAUGUUCUGCGGCGUUCCCUGUUCGGAAAGCUUGUGGAGAUUGCAGAGAAACCAACAUUCUCUGGACGUUUUGGCAGAUAUAUUAUAUCAAGACAGUUGAAGGUGAGGAAGAAGCAUGAAGCAUGGUUCUUGUUUGCUGGGAAGCCAAUCAGAUUUUCCCUGCGGGAGUUUACGUUAGUCACUGGACUCAACUGUGGCCCGUACCCACCUGAUGCGGAAAAAAAGGCAAAGAAACAUAUCAACCAGAAACCUUAGUGGUGUGAGCUUUUUGGAACUUUGAAAGAAGUCCCUGUCUACUCAGUCAUAAGGAUGCUGAAGAAGAGAAGUGUUACUGCUAAAGAAACAGGGCUUAAAUAUGCUCUUCUUGCCCUGCUUGCGUCCGUCGUACUCCCCACAACGCACACACCUCAGAUUUCACACGAACAUGCAGAGAAGAUUAAAGAUUUGGAGGGGUUUUUAGCAUUCCCAUGGGGGCGGCUAUCCUUUGAUUUGCUUAUGAGCAGUAUCAAAGAGAGGAACGAAGUUUCUUUGUCCCAGAAUACAAUUGCACUUAAGGGGUUUGUGCUAGCUUUGCAGCUUGUAAUGAUAGAAGCUGUACCUGCGCUUAUGGAAGCUGUUCAUGAAGGAGGGUCGUCCGGGUCUGAAGGCGAAUCUGCAGAUGACGAAGACGUUCCUGAUGAAGAAAGAAAAGGGAAGCGAAGUAUUAGUCCAGGGCAUGCUCGUGAGACUGACUGUGCUGGGAAGGUAAUGUGUUAAUGUUUUUGAAACUGUGUGGUAAUAUUUGGAGAAGAAAAUUUAGUUGUUUGGUUUUGAAUACUGCAGGUACGUGUACUUUCAAUCAUUUCUGUGGCCAGCGACGACUGUAAUGGUCAGUCUGAGUUUGGAUGGUCUGGCGAUGAAGAAGAUGUUCGUGUACAAAAUCUACAAAACUUAAUCGAAGAAGGUUUUCGAUUCACACAUACGUCUUUUACCGGGGGAGUUUCCAAAGCAGAUGUAGCAAUAAUGCGAGAAGAAACGAGGAGUGAAGCUGAGGUGCGGAAAAUAACAAAACAGAAAUCUAACCAAAGGAGUAGCGAUGUGGUGGAUGUGGAAUACAUUGCUAGCACUGUAAAGGCUAGUGUAUCAGUAGAACUUAAUCAUAUUGAUACACAAAUGAAGAUAUUUGCAGACUCCUUCAGCAAGUUCGAAACGAAUAUUGUUCCUAAUAUUCAAGAUAUGUUGAACCAGUUUCGGGAUGAGAUAGUUCGAAUGCUAUCUAAUCAACCCAUUGUAUCUCCCGGCACGAGCAGGCAAAACGUCCCAGAGACUGUACCUGUUACCUGUUGGAAUAACGGCAAUUUGGGAGCACCAAGCACAUCCCGUGGUUGUUCAGGCAACAACGAAGGUCAUACGGGUGUUGGCAUGGACUCACCAAUUCUACCAACGGAAGUUCGUAUUAGUAGGGAGGAAGUUUCAAAUUCUAAAGAUUCAUGUGUCGUUGGUCAACCCCCAGCACGGACCCAUGGAGAGGUUGAUGCCUCACAUAUUAUAACGAACGCAAUGAUUUUCGCGGAGAAUGGCGGAAAUCUUAUUCCCAACGUUGAGAGUAGUGGGACUAAGCAAGCACAACAGAAGGGUGCAAGUGUGGACCUGGUUACUGUUGCUGAAAGCUCUAACUCCCCCAAGGGGUCAGCAACCCCUAACGAAUUGGUAUGAUCUGAGCUCUUAAUUUCUGGAGAAACAUUAUGCUGAUUGCCUUACCGUUAUGUUCUAAAUCGCAGAUUGUCGACCCAGGGCUUGUGUUUCCGAAACCCACCUUUUCUUUAGGCCUAACUCAGGAACAACCAAAGAAGGGAAAUACAAGUUCUGUUGUUAUAAACGAGGAAUCCCGUGGCAUAGUGGUUAAUGAAGAUUGCAUUGGUGUUCAAGCCCCCAAUCCGGAGGCCCCAUGUCACCCUUGCAGGAAAAGCAAGCGGCAGAAGGUUGUUCCAAAAGCGUUAGUCGGUGACUACAAAUGUGAAAAAACAUUUCUAAGUAGGGCUUGGGAGGCUCAUGUUGCGUCAAAGAGCAGUGACGAUUCCAUUGAACUUGCAGCAAAAUUCAGUCAACUAAUUGAGAUGCUUAAAUCUCCAUUUUCCUAUACUGUUAAUGGAGUAAGAAUCAGUAGCAAAGACAUGACUGUAAUGCUGGAAAAGUCAUCCCAUCUACCACCCAAGGUUGUUGAUUUGCUGAUUCAUCACACGCGGGCCUUAUAUAACUCCGACACCGAAAUUUUUUCGAAGAAUCAAUCAGUGUUCCUGGACACAAAGUUUGUGUCUCAGUUCUCGAAGACUUAUGUGCGGUUCUCGAAGGUGGGAAAUAAAGAUAGUUUUAUGUUUCUCGCUUCACUGUUAGAAAGUUUUAAUGCGGCAUGCACCAACCUGGAUCCAUCUCGGUACUACUUCCCUUUUAACUUCGAUAAGUCAAACUGGGUUGGAGGGUGCAUAGAUGCCACAAGUUGCCACCUAGUUGUUUUGGAUUGCAACACCUCUAUCUGCAGUGAUCGGCUGAUGUGCAAUGAGCUGCAGCCUUUUGCAGUCAUGUUCCCAUAUUUACUCAGACAGGCUGGAAACAUAUCUGCAUGAAAGACAUGAAGGCGCUUGCGUUUGACAGACCCCGAACGGUUCCACAGAACCACAAUCAGUUCCAAUCUGCAGUUACUACGGUGCUCCUUAUUCAAGCUCACGCAUUUGGGGGUGUAGAAGUCUGCAAAUUGAUACACCAAAUGUUGUGGAAGGGGAGGUAGAACGAGUUGCAGUUAACAUUGUCGAGAGAUACCAUGCCAUCAUAUGAACUCCUUCCAAUUUCUAUAUUUUAUGUAUCCGAAGUUUGUAAUGGUUGUUGUCUUAGUUUUGCAACUCUGUACUUAGCUUUCUAACUCGUUAUUGGAAAGCUUUAUGUAUGUUAUAUGAAAAGCUUAUUUCCAUUGUUUAUGUAGGUUUAAACCGUUUAGGGAUUAGUUAUGCACGAUUGUCCCUGUGAAAAUGAAGCAUUCGUAUAUAAUACUAGUCGAUCCGAUAUAAAUAUUAUUAACCGGAUUGAAGAAUGUUAAAACCGGUUAUUGUCCAGCUUAAGAUGUAUUUACUUCGCCUGAUAUUAUUAUUGGUUACCGGUUAGAUUACUUCCACUAGCCGGAUAUAAUACGAGUUGACCUGAUAAACAGAAAAGUAACCGAUUAUCUGAAUGUAAAUAUGGUUUUUGUUGCAUGGGUUAGGAUAAUUUUUUUUAAAAACCACGGCAGUAACAAGUGUAAACCGAACCCUAUAUAAGCACUUGGGUUGAUGGCAACCCAAUGGUUUAGGGUUUAGGGUUAAGGGUUUAUUUAAACUGAUUAAAGUUUACAGUUUAUGGUUUAGAUUUUAGUAUUUGGAGUUUAGGGUUUAGUGUUUAGGGUUUGGGGUGUAUGGUUUAGUGUUUAGGGUUUAUUGUUUAGUGUUUUGGGUUUAUUAAUUAGUGUUUAGGGGUUAGGGUUUAGUGUUCAGAUUUUAGUAUUUGGAGUUUAGGGUUUAGUGUUUACGGUUUAGGAUUUAGGGUUUAGAGUUUAGUAUUUAGGAUUUAGUGUUUAGUGUUUAGGGAUUUCUGAUUAGGUUUUAGGGUUUAAGGUAUAUCCGUACUGUCACAUAAGUAAUUGUCCUGAAAAUAUUAUUCGAUACCGGUUAGAUAACUUCCACUACCCGGGUAUAGUACGAGUUGACCUGAUAAACAGAAACGUAACCGGUUAUCUGAAUGGAAAUCCGGUUGUUGUUGGAUGGGUUAUGAUAAUUUUAUUUAAAAACCACGGCAGUAACAAGUGUAAACCGAUCCGUAUAUAAGCACUUGGUUUGAUGGCAACCCAAGGGUUUAGGGUGUAGUGUUAAUAUAAACUGAUUAGGGUUUAGGGUUUAAGUAUUAGUGUUUACGGUUUAGGGUUUAUGGUUUAUGGUUUAGGGUUUAUGGUUUAGGGUUAAGUGUUUAGGGUUUAUUGUUUUGUGGUUAGGGUUUACAGUUUACGGUUUAGAUUUUAGUAUUUGGAGUUUAGGGUUUAAGGUUUAGAGUUAAGAUGUAUUUACUUCGCCUGAUAUUAUUAGUGGUUACCGGUUAGAUUACUUCCACUAGCCGGAUAUAAUACGAGUUGACCUGAUAAACAGAAAAGUAACCGAUUAUCUGAAUGUAAAUAUGGUUUUUGUUGUAUGGGUUAGGAUAAUUUUAUUUAAAAACCACGGCAGUAACAAGUGUAAACCGAACCCGUUAUAAGCACUUGGAUUGAUGGCAACCCAAUGGUUUAGGGUUAAGGGUUUAUUUAAACUGAUUAGGGUUUAUAGUUUACGGUUUAGAUUUUAGUAUUUGGAGUUUAGGGUUUAGUGUUUAGGGUUUAGGGUUUAUGGUUUAGGGUUUAAGUAUUAGUGUUUACGGUUUAGGGUUUAGGGUUUAUGGUUUAGGGCUAAGUGUUUAGGGUUUAGGGAUUACGGUGUAGGGUUUAGGGAGUAAGGUUUAGGGUAUAUACGUACAAUAACAUAAGUAAUUGUCCUGAAAUUAUUAUUGGCUACCGGUUAGAAAACUUCCACUAACCGGAUAUAGCAGGAGUUGACCUGAUAAACAGAAAAGAAACUGGUUAUCUGAAUGUAAAUACGGUUUUUUGUUGGAUGGGUUAGGAUAAUUUUAUUUAAAAACCAAGGCAGUAACAACUCUAAACCGAACCGUAUAUAAGCACUUGGGUUGAUUGCAACCCAAAGAUUUUGGGUUUAGGAUGUAGGGUUAAAUUUAACUGAUUAGGAUGGAGGGUUUAGGGUAUAGGGUUAUGUGUUUAGGGUUUAGGGUUUAGGAUUAUGCGCGUAGGCUUUAGGGUUUAGAGUUUAAGGUUUAGGGUUUAAGGUUUAUGGUUUAUGGUUUAUGGUUUACAGUUUAGGGUAUAGGGGUUAGGGUUUGGAAGAUAAGGGUUUAGGGUUUACGGUUUAAGUAAGAACCUUUUACGAAUUACAUAUGAAUCGCUAGGCGUUUUUGGUUAGUAAAUGGUAUAUGGAAACAACGUAAAAGCAUUUGGGUUGAUUUGAAAGAGAAUGGUUUAGAGUUUAGGGUUGAUGGUUUAGAGAUUAGGGUAUAGAGUUUAGGGUUUUAGAUUUUUUUUUAAGUGAACUUCGUUUAUGAUUUUUUUAAGCAAGUAAAUGAUUGCAACAUUAAAUGAAGAGUCGAUAAUAAUUAGUAAACGGUUAUUUAUAUUGUAAAUAAAAAUAUUGUUAACUGGUUAUAUAUUUCUAAACCGAAAUUGUGUAGUAGACCAGCUACUGUAUUCUUUUUAUUAACCGGGUAGGUAAUUUCGUCUACACGUGCAUAUCACACAUGUAAAAAGUCGGUACGUUGACAUAAAACACGUGUUUUAUACACAUGUUGAGAGAAAGAUAGUUAACCCUUCGAGACGGAGAUUAACUCCAUAUAUCCCAUACCCCCAUAAAUGAAUUUUUACUGCCUCCACUCUAUUCUUCGUACCCUUUUAUUCUUGCACUCCCCAAACUAGCCUUUCAUUUAUUCUCCAAUUAAAUAAACCAACCAUAAUUCAACAACCUACAUGGCCCACAAAACAACCUUAACCAAUCAGAUUUCUCCUGACCCACAUGUCUCCUUCUUCAUCGUACAAGCUUCUUCCUCUCAUCCUCCAUUAGCAUUUUUUGAAGCUCAAAAAAUAGGCAAUUCAGGUUCGUUUUCGAUGAUUUUUUUUUGUGAUAUUACAUUUAAAAAUCGUGUAUAUGAUGGGUAACGUUAAGAAAGUAAGAUUUGAUGAAAAUUUGAGAGAUUAAAAACGAUUUCAAAAACUGUGUUUAGGGCUAUCGGGUACUUUUAACGUCCGUUUUGGAUGAAUUUUUUGCUGAAAUGUUAUUAAAACAAGUGUAUAUCUCGGCUAGUGUAAAAAAAAAAGAUCCAAUGAAAAUUAUGAGAGAUUUAAAAAGAUUUUGAAAAUUGUGUUUAUAGAUUUUGGGUAUUUUUAUGUGUGUUUCGAUGAUUUUCUGUGUGUAAUUUCAUUUAAGAUGAAUUAUACAUCAUGGUUGAUGUAAAAUACUAACAAUAGGGUCCUAAAAGCGAAUUAGUUAGUACAAGGAUAAGUUCUGGGUAUUACUGGUAUAACUAGUUUUACUAAAGAAAAAAAGUUUAUUGGAAAUACUAGGAUUACUAUAUUGAUAUUUCUUACUGUGAUUUCUAGUAUUACUAUGUAUAGUACUGAAUUAAAGUAGUAUUAGUAAGAGAAGAUUGUACGGUGUGAUAAUUAAUUCUAAACAUCUUAAUAAUGAGAAUUCUAAUGAUAUUCUAUUUUAUUUCAGGAAGAUGCAAAAUCUGAAUUGCACAAUCAUUUGUUUUGAUUAUGGAGGAUAUUAUAUGAAAGAUGAGGCUGAAAUAAAAUGGAUCUCGGGAGGUGGUGAAGGAGAAGAUGAAAUCCACACGAUUGUGUUGAGGAAAUCAAUGGAGGAUAUCACUUACUAUGCUUUGGUUGAGCGUAUUUGCAGAAAGAUAAGGGUAGAUGAAUCUAAGGUGCAAGUGAAGAUUAGUUACUUUCCAAUGGUAUUGUAUUCGUACAAGCCAUCAUACAUUUGGAAUGAUGAAGACGUUUUUGGUUAUCUACUGCAAGUAAAUCAUGAGAAGUGUAGAAGUGUUCUACAUGUGGAGUUCAUCAAUGAAGAAGUGCAACUUUUAGAAGAGGAUGAGGAUGGUACUGAGAAUGAUGAAACUGAUGUCUAUGUCGGUCUAUCUGAUAGAGAGGCUAUAGAGGCUGGUGAUGAAGAUGAUAAUGGUGGUGUGCUCACUUUUCACGAAGACAUUGAGAUGCAUGAUGGUGUCAAUCAGAGACGGGAUGAUGGUAUGGAUUUGGUUAUAGGUCAAGAAUUUAUAACCAAGGAGGCAGCAAAAGUUCUUAUUCAAGCAGCGUCGUAUCAGAAAUCUUUUGAAUUUGAUAUAAUUAAGUCGGAUACUAAGAGAUUUGUGGUUAAAUGUCGAGGAGCCAAAGAUGGGUGCAAUUGGUUUGUGCGAGUUGCAAUGUUAAAGACGUCAAAUAUUUGGACGGUUAGAAGUUUCAUCAAGCAGCAUACAUGUUCUGUCGUUACAAGAACACUGCCUGAUAGAGAGGUUGGUGAUGAAGAUGGUACUGAGAAUGAUGCAACUGGUAAUGAAGGUACUGGUGGUGUGCUCACUUUUCACGGAGAGAUUGAGAUGGGUGAGAAUAUCACGGAAAGAGAUGAGCAUGUGUUUGAAGAUACAGAAGUAAGACCAGUAGUUGUCUAUCAGCCACGGGAUGAUGGUACAGGUUUGGUUUUAGGUCAAGAAUUUAGAACCAAGGAGGAAGCAAAAGUCCAUAUUCAGACGGCUUCACAUAAGAAAUGUUUUGAGUUUGAUAUAACUAAGUCGGAUACUCAAAGAUUUGUCGUUAAAUGCCGAGGAGCCAAAGACGGGUGCAAGUGGUUUGUGCGAGUUGCAAAACUAAAGAAUACAGAUCUUUGGACGGUUAGAAGUUACAUCAAGCAGCAUACAUGUUCUGUUGUUACUACAAGAACACUGCCUGAUAGAAGGAAAGGCACAUCACAAAUCGUUGCAUCAGUUUUGGCUCAAGAUUAUCCUGGUACAUUUGACACACCAGUUCCCAAAGUUCUGAUCGAUUUGGUUCAUCGAAAGGUUGGUGUGCAUGUUUCAUACACCUCAGCAUGGAGAGGAAAAAGAGAAGCUGCUAAUGAAGUGCGAGGAAGUCCAGAAGAGAGUUUUACUUUAUUAUACUGUUAUAUGCACAUGCUGGAGCAGACAAAUAUUGGCACAAGAACUCGUGUGGUAGUGGAUGAGGCCAACAAAUUUAAGUAUCUGUUUUUUGCCCUGGGAGCUAGCAUAGAAGGGUUCAGUGCGAUGAGGAAAGUCCUCAUAGUGGAUGGAACACACCUGAAGAAUGUUUAUGGUGGAGUUCUCCUCAUUGCGACUGCUCAGGAUCCUGAUCAUCACCACUACCCAAUUGCGUUUGGUGUAGCAGAUGGUGAGAAUGAUGAAAGCUGGAUAUGGUUUAUGGAACAGUUGAAAUCAGUGAUAUCCGAUGUCCCGGGAUUGGUAUUUCUUUCAGAUAGAAACAAAAGCUUGAUCAAGUCAGUACGUCUAGUGUUCCCUGAGGCCGAACAUGGGUAUUGUAUAUGGCAUUUGUCUCAGAAUGUUAAAACCCACGUCCAUAACAACAAAGAUACUUGUGCGUUCAAGUUUAGAGAAUGCGCACACGCUUAUACGGAGGCUGAGUUCAAGUACCUUUAUCAUGCUUUUCGCCGGAAGUAUCCUAGUGCAGCAACGUAUCUUGACAAAAGUGUUGAAGAGAAGAAGUGGGCUAGAUGUUACUUCAGAGGAGAUAGGUACAAUGUUGACACCACCAAUUCAGUAGAAUCUUUUAAUGGUGUUAUUAAGGAAGCGAGAAAGUAUACCUUACUACCAAUGUUUGAUGUUAUCAUUGCGAAAAUGUCUGAAUGGUUUAACAACCAUAGGAAGGAGGCAGCUGAAAUACCAUACACACUGAAGCUUGUGCCUAUUUUGGAAACCGAAAUGUCUAAAAGAUGUGUUGAUGCGGGGUUUCUUACAAUUGACGAAUUAAACAGCUUCCAUCUUGAGUACAGUGUGCAUGGUACUGACGGCAAGGUUUAUACUGUUGAUAUGGCUAGGAAUACUUGCAGUUGUGAACAAUUUGAUAAAGACAAAUACCCUUGUGUGCAUGGAGUGGCUGCUGCCACAUUCAUGUCUAAGGCAGCGGGAAGGGAACUCCAUCUAUCAGAGUAUUGUUCAAAAUACUAUUUGGUGGAGCAAUGGGCUUUGGCUUAUCACAGGACCAUAUAUCCUGUUCCUCAUAUGUCUGAUUGGGUUAUACCAGAAGAUGUUAAAGCAAAGAAAAUACUUCCUCCAGAUUUUGACAAGAAGAAAGGAAAACCACAACAAACAAGAUUUCCAUCAGUAGGAGAAUCCCGUGGAAGAGGAAAAAGAGGCAGAGGAGGAGCUAGAGGAGCCAGAGGAAGAGGCAGAGGAGAAGGUAUGGCAUCGUAUUUUGAAUGUGGGAGUGGUUCAGGUACUACCUAGGUUUUACUGGAGAUUACUGGGCUUAUUAUGUGAAAUUUGGAUUACUGGGUUUUACUGGUAUUAU